Messenger RNA from Camponotus floridanus (Florida carpenter ant), 2066 nucleotides. RefSeq names its product RING finger and CHY zinc finger domain-containing protein 1 (gene Rchy1). Gene Ontology annotation, cellular component: nucleus. The record is from RefSeq and is a predicted model, not a curated record. The transcript has 5 exons. Lineage: Eukaryota; Metazoa; Arthropoda; Insecta; Hymenoptera; Formicidae. Gene Ontology annotation, biological process: protein ubiquitination; ubiquitin-dependent protein catabolic process. Gene Ontology annotation, molecular function: zinc ion binding; ubiquitin protein ligase activity. The coding region runs from base 631 to 1743 and encodes 370 amino acids.
GGUAUUAGUUGCCAAUGUAAGAGCAAGGGAGAAUUUAGAUAUAGAUGGGAUGCAUAAAAAUGAGAUCUUUAUUCGAUUUCUUUCAGCUCAUAUUAGAUAUAUGUAUUGAAGAUUGGAAUUUGGCUUGAGAAUAAAAGGAGCUAAAAAAUUUCUUCGUUUCGAUUGAUCAAAUUUCUAUCUGAUACGGUUUAAUGCACGCACACACAUCAUACGUAUGAUGCACGUAUGUAUGUACGUGUGCGCAUGUGGCAAUUUGUGAUCACGAUCGACAUCAUUUCGCCAAGUGUUGCAACCAACUGCAGUGUGUAAGUCAGUGUAAGUAGGCUUAUGCGAUUGCGAUAAGUUUCCUUUGCGACGAGUCAAUGACAGAAGCGACCUUGUUUCCUGAGAAUUUCUCUCGAGCAUUUCUCGCGAACUCGAGGUAAUCGACGUAUCAACGUUUUUGAGUCUUAUUCGUGUCUGGAAAGAACUCAAAGGUAUCGCAAGAUACGAUCCUCGGUUCUCCAUUCAGCUCACAACGACGACGACGACGCACCAUUAUAGAAUGCACUAUUGUCAGUGUUAAUCGGCAAGAAGGCCGCACUUUGAGUUGAUGAGAGGAAGGAGCAGGGCGAAAUCAGUAGUAUCAACAUGCAGAACAACGACGAGAAUAAGACGCAGGACGUCGCCGUGGAUAGCGAUGACGAGGAUCAGAGUUACGAGGAGUUCACCGUGAAUAGCGACGACGAAGUUUCCAAUCCCAACACUAAUCUAUCCACCGCGGAUUGCGACGACGACGAAUUGAGUCGCACCAAGAAGACAACUACUUCGAAUGGUAACGACGAGAAUCCCGAUUGCGGCACCAAGAAGCCCGUUGCCAAGAAUGAAAGCUAUGCCUGGCCUAUGUAUCGCGCGUCUACCUCGCGAGAGAAAUUGCUCGCCACUCCGGAGGAUGAUUAUGGCUGCGAGCAUUACAAACGAAAGUCCAAGUUUGUGACUCCUUGCUGCAAUAAAGUAUACACGUGCCGAUUUUGUCAUGAUGAACAGGAGGCACAUACGGUAAAUAGGAAAGAAGUGACAGAAUUAAUAUGUGUUCUUUGUGAUACUCGUCAACCUGUUCAAGCCACUUGUCAAAAUUGCCAUUGUCAAUUUGGCAAAUAUACAUGCCUCGAAUGUAAUCUUUUUGAUGACGAAGACAAAAAUCAAUACCAUUGUGAUGGUUGUGGUAUAUGUAGGGUUGGUGGUCGUGAAAAAUUCUUUCACUGUGCAAAGUGUAACAUGUGUUUGCCAGUUCAAUUACAAAAUGGACAUACGUGCAUAGAAAAUGUUUCACAUUCCAAUUGUCCUGUGUGCCUCGAAGAUAUUCAUACGAGUCGUACACCAUGUCACAUUCCUGGUUGCGGACACUUGCUACAUCGUACAUGUUUUAAGGAAUUGUUACAGUCUGGACAUUAUGCUUGCCCAACAUGUCAAGUGUCGCUUUUAGAUAUGACGGAUUUAUGGAAAUAUUUAGAUACAGAAGUAUCAUUAACGCCAAUGCCAGAGGAAUACAAGGAUUAUAAAGCCGAUAUUUUAUGCAAAGACUGCCACGAGGAAUCGACGGUAAAGUUUCAUAUUGUUGGAUUGAAGUGCUUAAACUGUGGUAGCUAUAAUACUUGCAGGAUAAAAGGUUCACCUUCUCCAGUUUGUACAGAUCCAGAUGUCUUAUCAGAAGCAGCAGCUGGUGGUAGUAAUAAAGAAGAGAAGGAGCAAUCGGAAGGAUAAAGAUCGGAAUGUUAUCCGAAAUUAUCCAUCAAUUACAAAAGGAAUACAUCAUACCAGUAAUGAUGGGAGAGAUUUUAUAGAUAAAUUUUAUCUUUGACAUUUUGUAGCAAAUUGCGCUUUUGUUGCCUUCAUAGUAUUCUUUGAUCAAGAAUUAGUUAGCCAAUUGCAAAUUAGCAUAAAAAUGAAAUAUCAUUAUUGAAUAAUCAAAUGUCAGAAGUACACAAUUAUUUUCAGUGGUCAUUGAUGGCAUAUUGUAAUGCAAUUUUUUGGAUCCAAUAUGUAGAUCAUUUCAUUAACAUAAAUCUUAAAAAAAUUAUAUAUAU